Messenger RNA from Oenanthe melanoleuca, 718 nucleotides. It is a transcript of the gene CACFD1, whose product is annotated as calcium channel flower domain containing 1. The transcript has 5 exons. Gene Ontology annotation, biological process: vesicle-mediated transport. The coding region runs from base 156 to 674 and encodes 172 amino acids. NCBI's taxonomy places the organism in Eukaryota, Metazoa, Chordata, Aves, Passeriformes, Muscicapidae. Gene Ontology annotation, cellular component: membrane. The record is from RefSeq and is a predicted model, not a curated record.
GCCGCUGGCAUCGCUCUGCAGCCGGCCACCCUCCAUUGUCAGCCCCUGGGGGGCCCGGCCCGGCCCGGCCACACGGCCACCAGCCCAGGCCUGGCUCGGGGGCUGUCCUGCAGGAGGGGGCACACCUGGGGGCUCAGGUGGGCAGCAGGGGGGAGAUGAGCUCGCAGGAUGAGCAGCUGCCAGCAGCAGCCCCCGAGGCGGCGGGCAGCGACGAGGGCAUGACCUGGUGGUACAGGUGGCUCUGCAGGAUUGCCGGGGUCAUCGGGGGCGUGUCCUGUGCCUUUGCUGGUCUCUGGAACUGUGUCACCAUCAACCCCCUGAACAUCGCUGCCGGCGUGUGGAUGAUGCUCAACGCCUUCGUGCUGAUCCUGUGCGAGGCUCCGUUCUGCUGCCAGUUCAUCGAGUUCGCCGGCGCCGUGUCCGCCAGGGCCGACCGGCUGCGCGCCUGGCAGAAAGCGGCGUUCUACUGCGGGAUGGCCGCUGUCCCGGUGCUGCUCAGCCUGACGCUCACCACGCUCUUCGGCAAUGCCAUCGCCUUCGCCACCGGCGUGCUCUACGGCCUGUCCGCCCUCGGGAAGAAGGGAGAUGCCAUUUCCUACGCCAGGAUCCACCAGCAGCAGAAGCAGAUGGAUGAAGAGAAGCUCACGGGGACCCUGGAGGGCCAGGCUCUCUGAAGGACACGGGGCAGCACCUCCUGGACACUGAGAUGGUGAAGAGG